Molecule: messenger RNA, 1200 nt
Organism: Emericellopsis cladophorae
Lineage: Eukaryota; Fungi; Ascomycota; Sordariomycetes; Hypocreales; Bionectriaceae
Product: GTPase-activating gyp10
Exons: 3
Coding region: 1-1200 (399 amino acids)
Biological process (GO): endoplasmic reticulum to Golgi vesicle-mediated transport; positive regulation of GTPase activity
Cellular component (GO): endoplasmic reticulum membrane
Molecular function (GO): GTPase activator activity
Source: RefSeq, a predicted model, not a curated record
AUGGCACAAUGUGACGAGAAAGUCGCCCUGCGCAGUGGCUUGUCUUCAACGAGCAAGUCUCCCGAACCCUGCGAUCCCAUACUCUUCGAGAAAGAAGAUCGAAUUAGAGAAGCCUAUACAUGGCGCGAUGCCGACAAGUUAAGGGCAUUGGCCCAGUCGAAGGGAGGCUUGCUCAAGGACGAAUUGCGCCAGCAGGCUUGGCCGAUACUCAUGGGACUAUCUGGUCUAGGAAACGCAGAAGAGAAGCAUGAUCGCAUCAGUAGCGAAUGGGAAACCCUCCCAUCUCACAGGGACGAGAGCCAGGUCGAACUUGACGUGAAUCGCUCGUUCGUGUACUAUCCACAUGACUUGUCAGACCGCGAGCUCGAUCGAAGGAAAACCGAGCUAUCAGCGCUGAUCACUCAAGUCCUGCGAGAGAACCCCUACCUCUGCUACUUCCAGGGCUACCACGACAUAUGCCAAGUCAUACUCCUCGUCCUCAGUCCAGAGCUUCGCGCGCCUGUUGUCGCACGCCUAUCUGUCCUGCGAAUACGCGACUUCAUGCUGCCCUCGCUUGCCCCGACUACAGCCCAGCUACGACUACUCCCAGACAUACUAUCGGUCGCGGACCCGAAAUUAUGGCGACACCUCCUCGGUGUUGAGCCUUUCUAUGCGCUCUCAGGGACAUUAACUAUGUUUGCCCACAACAUCGAGGCCUAUUCAGACAUUGCACGGCUUUUCGAUGUCUUCUUGGCCAGAGAACCCGUCUUUAGCAUAUACAUGUUUGCCCAGAUCGUAUUAGACAGGCGAGACGAAAUCUUCGAGAUAGACGAACCAGACAUGCUCCAUGUCAUCUUGGGCAAGGUGCCGCCUCGGAUGGAUCUCGAUACCCUCAUUGUCGAAUCAGCUUCGCUCCUCGAGCGAUAUCCCCCCGAGAAAUUACGCGCGUGGCGUGGAAUUUCUAGGUCCAGCUCUCUGAAAACUGUGCGCCGUGUCGAAGAUUGCGCAAAACAGACUUUGGCAGACGGCCAACACUUCUUUGAAGCGCAAGCGACAGAGCUGCACAGGGCAGAGAUGAGGGACAGGGUCAAGGCGACACUCUGGGCAUAUAGGAAGCCAGCACGGACUGUCGGUGCAGCGUUGGCGUUUGGGAUAUUGGCCAUGUAUCUCCGGCGGAACCCAGGCAUUGUACAUCAAAUCGUAGGACUAUUCAUGCGAUGA